Molecule: messenger RNA, 2186 nt
Organism: Ochotona curzoniae (black-lipped pika)
Lineage: Eukaryota; Metazoa; Chordata; Mammalia; Lagomorpha; Ochotonidae
Gene: PBK
Product: PDZ binding kinase
Exons: 9
Coding region: 129-1106 (325 amino acids)
Biological process (GO): protein phosphorylation
Molecular function (GO): protein serine/threonine kinase activity; ATP binding
Source: RefSeq, a predicted model, not a curated record
GUGGGCCGCUCGGUGCCGGCUUCCAGAACGGCUGGCCUGGCGACGGCGGAAAGCGGGCUCCUCUGGACACCGCGGCCGGGUGCAGCUUUCAGCUUAUUUUCAUCAUUGGAGCUACAGUUGUUGUUAAAAUGGAAGAAGUUAAUGCUUUCAAAACACCAAGCAAAUUACUUGAAAGAAGGAAAUCUGCAUUAUGUUCAACUCCAUCUUUUACGAUUCCUGCCUCUCCAUUUAUGCAGAAGCUUGGUUUUGGUACUGGGGUCAGUGUUUACCUUAUGAAAAGAUCUCCAAGAGGUUUGUCUCAUUCCCCCUGGGCUGUGAAAAAGAUUAAUCCUAUCUGUGAUGAUCAUCAUCGAAGUGUGUAUCAAAAGAGACUAACUGAUGAAGCUAAGAUUUUGAAAAGCCUUCAUCAUCCAAAUAUUGUCGGUUAUCGUGCUUUCACCGAGGCCAGUGAUGGCAGUCUGUGUCUUGCUAUGGAGUAUGGAGGGGAGAAGUCUCUAAAUGACCUAAUAGAAGAACGAAACAAAGACUGCCAGAAGCCUUUUCCAGCAGCUGUAAUUCUAAAAGUUGCCUUGAAUAUGGCAAGAGGAUUAAAGUAUCUUCACCAAGAAAAGAAACUUCUUCAUGGAGACAUAAAGUCUUGCAAUGUUGUAAUUAAAGGUGAUUUUGAAACAAUUAAAAUCUGUGAUGUAGGAGUCUCUCUACCAUUGGAUGAAAAUAUGACUGUGGCUGACCCCGAGGCCUGUUACAUUGGCACUGAGCCAUGGAAACCCAAGGAGGCUUUGGAAGAAAAUGGUAUUAUUACUGACAAGGCAGACAUAUUUGCCUUUGGUCUUACUCUAUGGGAAAUGAUGACUCUAUCUAUUCCACACAUUAAUCUUCCAGAUGAUGAUGAUGAUGAUGAUGAUGAAGAUAAAACUUUUGACGAGAGCGACUUUGAUGAUGAGGCAUACUAUGCAGCUCUGGGAACCAGGCCACCUAUUAAUAUGGAAGAAUUGGAUGACUCGUACCAGAAAGUCAUUGAGCUUUUUUCUGUAUGCACUAAUGAAGACCCUAAAGAUCGUCCUUCUGCUGCACACAUUGUUGAAGCAUUGGAAUUAGAUAUCUAGUGAUGACCUCAUUUUCAUGACCUUGGCAUGUAGCUUGGUUUGUGUACAUAAUUCUUUAUUUGAUCUUUUUAUACUUUGAUGUUAUUAGACUAUGAAAGGAGGCUGUUUGAGGACCAUAACACUUUAAAAAUUGGACAACUAUUUCAAAUAUGUCUUGUAUAAAUAAGUGUUCUUUAGAGUUCAGCUCUGUACUUUAACACUGUUCAUAAGGACUUAAAAUCCUAGUAGUAAAUACUAUAAACUGCAUGUGAAUUUCAACUGAGUAACCAUUACUUUUGUUAGAGCUUUCUAAAAAUAUUCUUUUAAUGGAACUAUGAAAAUGAGCACUUUUAUACAAUACGAAAUGCUUGUAUUUUAAAACUGGAAACUGUAUGCUGAUCCAAGGCCAUCUUAAUCUACAUACUUUACUUAAGCUAAUAUACUUAUUGAACUGUCACGGGAACCUUAACUCAUUGGAUAUCUAGGACAGCUUAUACAAUCCUGUAUCUUCCCAGAUCUUUAGUUUUAAUUUAUUAAGUGUAUUUUCUGCACUGAAGUUCCUUUUAGAUUUUGUUACUAAUGUAUAUCCUAAGCAUUUUACAGCUGUGGUAUAAAAAGAAAAACUUAAAGGGGAUGAUCUACAAUAAAUGACCUUUUUGGCACCAAGCGGCAUCUUGACAUUACUUUAUACACCAGUUGAGUGUGUCAUUGAACUUCCGUGAAUGUGUGUACCUUUCUUUCCUUCUUCUGGCCUUGUUUAUCUGUAAAAUGAGGUCGAUUUAGAUCAGCUGUUUCUGUGAGACACAGUCCCCUGGGAAUUUAAAAACUAGGAUUACAAGUUUGAAUGGAAGUGGCAUGCCCAGAUGUGGCUGUAGACAAAUUUUUAUCUUUAAUUUUUGUAGACAAAAUUUGUAAAGUUAUUGUGACUUGGCAGUUCAUGGAAUAGCAGCCACUCACUGCAUUCUGGAACUGUAGAAAAUUCUGGUAUUCACUGAAAUGUUCCUUUCAAUAAGACUGUUCCAGGCAGUGAUUACAUAAACACUAACUAGCAUAUCUUCCUUUAAAAUGAUAAAGUGACAAAGUAAACUAAAAGUUGGCUUA